AACAGUUAUGUACGAAUUGUAUGUCCGGCUUGGGUGUUGAAUACGAGUUUUCAAAGAAAAACUGAAAAUACCCUUUGCUAUAAAUGAAAAAUUUUAGGAUACGUUCUCUUCCAAUAAUUAAUAAACAAACAUGGUGUAUCAUAAUUAUUCUCAAAACCAGUUGACGGUUCACUCUUUUACAUGGUGAUUAGCAGUUAAAAUAUUCACCAUGUCAGCUACUAUGCUUAUGAUUCUCUCCACCCACGUUAACCAAGCCCCCAUUGCAUUUUAUUUUUCUCACCUCAGUGGUACCACAGGAUAGUCAUGCUGUUUUAGCAAAGACAUAAUAGAACCCCCAACAUAAUUCACAUGAAUAAUUCCGUUAGCUAGAGUACUGUACAGGUAUCACAUGCAGAAGAUGAAGCUAACAGCUCUAAAAAAAAUUACCUUUUUUACCUUUCAGUAAAUUCACUCACACUUCACUAUCUACAUAUACAUAUACCUUUUGGGGAGAUCUUCCUUCAUUCACUGACCAAAGUCUUGAGCUCUAUUUUAAACACCAAAGAAACAGAAAAUGAAGUGUGGAAGACAACUUUUGGCAUUGGCAUUUCUUCACCUUGCCUUCUCUUUGCUUCUUUGUUUUGGUGCUUGUCCAGAUGCAAGAAGACAUGGUAAUGGGAGAAACUCCAACCAGAAGGCGAGCAGCGGUGGUGAAAAUACAUGGUGCAUUGCGAAGCCAUCAACAGAGAAUUUGAGGCUCAAUGGCAACAUCAAUUACAGCUGCUCACAAAAAGGAGUGGAUUGCAAGCCAAUCCAACCUGGUGGUACCUGCUACCGCCCCAACACCAUCGUCUCUCAUGCUUCUUACGCCAUGAAUCUCUUCUACAAGGCUGCAGGGAAGAAUAGUUGGAACUGUCAUUUCAAUGGCACUGGCAUUAUCAUUUCAGAGAACCCAUCCAUUGGUAGCUGUAACUAUCCAAUGUGAUGAACGAAAAAUCCCGACAACUGUUGUGGAAGACAUGUUUCUUCAAUGUUUUAUUUUGUUGUGUCCUCUGUUUUAGUUUUGAAAAAUAAUGUACAUGCACCAUAUUAUUUUCAUACUCCCCCAUGGUUAUUGAUAUUGUAUUGGUGUCGAUUAUAUCAAUUAGUACAUUCUAUUUUGUUCUUAAUUAAUAUAAAUAGUUUGAAUUUCA
Gossypium raimondii (Peruvian cotton) is the source of this 1172-nucleotide messenger RNA. RefSeq names its product glucan endo-1,3-beta-D-glucosidase. Lineage: Eukaryota; Viridiplantae; Streptophyta; Magnoliopsida; Malvales; Malvaceae. The transcript has 4 exons. The record is from RefSeq and is a predicted model, not a curated record. Bases 554 to 964 code for a protein of 136 amino acids.